AUGGAGGCAUACCUGGAAGAGGUACGCAAAAUCGAGAAGCAAUUAUUGGGUCUCGAACUGCAGCACAUGCCACGCGGCAUGAACAAGGAAGCGGACGACAUCGCCAAGAGGGCGUCCCGGCGCCUUCCUCAGGAGCCUGGCGUCUUUGAGGAGCGGCUCUUCAAGCCCUCAGCAGACCCUCCUGUUGCGGGCCCAACACCGCCCCCAAAGGAGCUCCCCCAAGCGCCCCUAUCAGGAGCCCCCGCUUGUGGCCCAACCUCGGGAGCGCGUCUGCUCCUCGUGCUCGAGCCUCAGGAGGGGCGCUGGACUGAAGAGUUCAAGGCGUAUCUGUUUCAGGGAACCCUACCGGAGAAGGAGGAAGACGCGGAGAGCAUGGCUCGGUAG
Aegilops tauschii subsp. strangulata is the source of this 384-nucleotide messenger RNA. Lineage: Eukaryota; Viridiplantae; Streptophyta; Magnoliopsida; Poales; Poaceae. The record is from RefSeq and is a predicted model, not a curated record.